UUAGAUAGUACUAGACUUAAACCGCAAUCAAGCAAUGGGUGUUCAUUAUGGCGAGUUAGCACUGCUCGUGCUCGGGGUCUUUCUGAUCUUCCAGAGUAUAUACCGUCUUUUCUUUCACCCUCUCCGGCACAUCCCGGGCCCAAAGCUAGCUGCUCUAUCUUAUUUCUAUGAAUUCUACUACAAUUGCGUUCGUGGAGGGAAGUUUUUGUUUGAAAUUGAGCGCAUGCACCAAAUAUACGGCCCUAUUGUCCGUAUCAACCCGCAGGAGAUCCACAUCAGUGACCCCAGCUUUUAUCAUGAGAUCUAUGCAUCAAGUUCCCGUCACCGUGACAAACACGCCGGCACCGUCGCAGGUCUCGGGGUGCCCGCUUCCCUGGCCGCCACUAUCACGCACGACCACCACCGCUUACGACGCAGUUUGCUAGGGAGUUACUUUUCCCGCGGCUCAGUGCUGAAGGAUAUAGUACCGCUGGUGGACGAUCGGAUCCAGAAACUGAUGAAUCGACUAGCCGAGGCAUAUCAUGACCAGAAGGUCGUGUGUCUGGACGAUGCAUACGUGGGUAUGGCGUCCGAUAUCAUCACUCAGUAUCUGUACGGGCAAUGCUGGAACUGCCUCGAGCUCGAGAACUUCGGGAAUCACAUCAGAGGCGCGAUUCUACGCCUGCUGAGCUUCGUCCAUUUCACGCAGUAUGCGCCGUGGCUUGUUAAACGGUUGCGCAUGCUUCCGCUGGAUACGCUGCGUCGCGUGCAGCCGGGCAUGGCGGCUAUUUUCGACAUUACGGAGAUGGCGGAUCUAUGGGACAGAGACCUUGAAAAGGAGGAAGCUCGAAGAACAGAAGAUGUUAAAGAACUGCCCGUCUUCCAUAGACUGGCAGAUCCCAAAGUUCCCGCUGCAGAACGCACCCCACAACGGCUCCAGGACGAGGGAAUACUUCUUCUCCUAGCAGGGACUGAUACUACGGCGAUUGCAUUGACUACUGCAACGUUUCAUGUCUUCGACAAUGAACAGGUUCUGCAGCGCUUACGAGCGGAGGUGCAGGGUGCGAUUCCGACGCCGACGAGUCCGGCGAGUGUUCUUCAGCUGGAGAACUUGCCUUAUCUAGUGAGCCUUUGCGUUCUUUAUUUGACUCUUGGUUGCAAUUAUUUAGGGAAAUCCUAACCAAGAACAGACGGCCGUUAUAUACGAAAGCCUUAGACUCUCCUAUGGUCCCGUCAUGCGGUUACCACGAGUAGCACCUACGGAGACAUUGCGGUACGGGGACUAUGUCAUUCCUCCCGGGGUACGUACUUCAACAGUCUCAACUAAUCGUUGGUUGCAUUCUGAUUAAUCCACAUCUGCCUAGACCCCCAUGAGCUCCAUCUCCUAUUUCAUUCACCGCGACCCAGUCCUCUUCCCCGAGCCGAGCACUUUCAAGCCGGAGCGCUGGCUCCAAGAUCAUGAACAAACUGAUCACUUGAAGCGGUACAUCGUCAACUUUUCCAAGGGCAGUCGAGUCUGUCUAGGAAUGAGGUAAAUUUGCCAUCUAUUUCAUGUACAAUUCUCAUGACUCACAUUCUUUUGAAAUAAUUCUAGUCUCGCCUACGCCGAAAUGUACCUUACAAUCGCACGUCUAGUACGAUGCUUUGAUCUUGAGUUGCAUGAUACAACGAUUGAGGAUCUAAAGAUUGUCUCGGAGAAGCUGUUGCCUGUGACAAGGCGUGGGCCGACGAGGGUUUAUGCAAAGGUGAAGAAGAUAUUAGAAUAGACAAAGUUGUUAGCCCAUAGCAUUCAAACUAUUGAGACGAUAGUCCAAGGAACAAUCAAAGCUUUAAAGUAUCAGUAUAGCAAAGUCUAUCACAU
Messenger RNA from Aspergillus melleus, 1840 nucleotides. Its product is annotated as putative cytochrome P450 oxygenase. Bases 35 to 1159 code for a protein of 374 amino acids. The record is from RefSeq and is a predicted model, not a curated record. Lineage: Eukaryota; Fungi; Ascomycota; Eurotiomycetes; Eurotiales; Aspergillaceae. The transcript has 2 exons. Gene Ontology annotation, molecular function: heme binding; oxidoreductase activity, acting on paired donors, with incorporation or reduction of molecular oxygen; monooxygenase activity.